UAGGCUUCCAUUGGAAUAAUGAUCAUACAAUCUUUCUAUAUUUAGUUACAUUGUUAGUAAUCAAAGGAUUUGUUGAAGAGUAUAUUCCAAUGGCAAGCAUCAAUGCAUUGACAUGCUCUGCUUCAACUCUAAUGUCCAACAAUCGGGCCUUGAAUGGCCCGUUAGCAAACGGGUUGGGUAAGUUGGGCCCAUGCCCGACUCCGGCGUUGAAGACACCUUCUUCAAGGCCUUCCUUGGCGGUGAAAGCCCAACAAGGAGGAAGUCCAAAGAAAAUUGAACCAAUGCUAGCUGAACAGUUUAACAAAAAGGUUGCUCUUAUUGAUACUUCUCCCUAUGUGCGCACUCCAUGGAACACCAAUGAGGACGAGCACGAGAUCAGGAUGUAUUUCGACAUGCCGGGACUUGCAGCUGAAAACAUCGAUGUAAACGUUGUUGACAACUUGCUUAUCAUCAAGGGAGAUGGCGGUAUUGAUGCUUUUGGUAACAAGAUUUUCAGCCCUCGCGAGACCACAAUUCACCUGCCUUUUAACUCUUGGAAAGAAGAGAUCAUUGCUAUGUUUAAAAAUGGUGUCCUCUAUGUCACUGUCCCUAAGAUCCUCAAAUUUGAACACAAAGUUAUCCAUGUUCCAGUUCGAGCUAUCGUCUAAAAACCGUAAAUUUAAUGGAUGCGUAUGCUGAUUUCUGGGUUUGCCUCAAGAACAGCUACUAGAAUUUGUUAUGAAUUUUUCUUUUCAGUUGUAUCAGACUCUUGUACUUGUUACUUGGAGUACUUAUAAAUAAUAAGACUUUUGAAAGUUUUUUCUCCCUGCCCUCGCUUUAGAGGGGCAUGGGUA
This is a messenger RNA of Amaranthus tricolor (Joseph's coat), 833 nucleotides long. Its product is annotated as small heat shock protein, chloroplastic-like. Gene Ontology annotation, biological process: response to heat. The transcript is spliced from 2 exons. The record is from RefSeq and is a predicted model, not a curated record. Bases 90 to 647 code for a protein of 185 amino acids. NCBI's taxonomy places the organism in Eukaryota, Viridiplantae, Streptophyta, Magnoliopsida, Caryophyllales, Amaranthaceae.